CACGCGAGCGACGCCACUCAGGACAGAUUAGGCACCAUUUGCCAUAACUAAAUAGUUACAUUGUACAUCAAGUAGGAAGAAAUAUUUUGAUUGGUGGCCGCCGCAGUCUGGGAGAGUCACGGUUCGUUUUCAUUAGAAAUUAUCCCAGGCUUUGAAUGCAGCAAAGUGUGCGCUGCGAACAUUCAGUCUCAUCAAACAGAUGUGGAUUUACUGCUCGGGAGCUGCCCAGCUGAGGUGAAGGGGAGGGCAGAAGAUCCCAGUGGAGCGUUCAUGACCUGUCCGCAGAAACGGGACCAUGAACUGAGAACGGUGCAGGGCGCAUAGAACCCCGUUUUCCUCUCCUCCUUGUCCCUCUCUUUUUGUUAUUAUUUUGUUUUUUCCAGUCUGAGCAAAAAGCCUCUCUGCUCAGGUGCUUCAGACAGUCAGGGUGCACAGAAAGGUCAAACUGAAAACAAGUAAACAUCGAAAGAGGAGGGAAACACAUCCACAGCCAUCUGUGACCUCACACACAUCCUCCCUACUCCUCCCAGCGCAACAGCAGAACCAUGGGGAGGAAAAAGAUCCAGAUUCAAAGGAUCACCGAUGAACGCAACAGACAGGUGACAUUCACCAAACGGAAGUUCGGCUUGAUGAAGAAGGCGUACGAGCUGAGCGUCCUUUGCGAUUGUGAGAUUGCUCUCAUUAUCUUCAACCACUCGAACAAGCUGUUUCAAUACGCCAGCACCGACAUGGACAAGGUCCUGCUCAAGUACACGGAGUACAACGAGCCACACGAGAGCCGGACCAAUGCCGACAUCAUCGAGACGUUGCGAAAGAAAGGCUUUAAUGGCUGCAACAGCCCCGAGCCCGACGGCGAUGACUCCAUUGACCAAAGUCCGCUAAAUGACCGCAAGACCGAGGACCUGGACAGCCUCUUCAAACGCUAUGGCGCUCUGAACAAGAAAGAGCACCGGGACUCUGAGAGCCCAGACCCCGAGGAGCCCUUCUCCCUCACCCCCCGCACUGAGGAGAAAUACAAAAAAAUUGACGAGGAGUUUGAUAAAAUGAUGCAGAACUAUAGGCUGUCAUCCACUGUCCCGCAGCCCAGCUUCCCCAUGCCAGUUACCGUGCCAGUGUCCAAUCAGAACGCGGCGGCCGCAGCAGCCCUCCAGUUCAGCAACAAUCCUGCCGGCCCCAUGGUCACCACCACCUCCUUCGUCACCUCCGCCCUCACAGAUCCCCGCCUCCUGUCGCCACAGCAACCAGUUCUGCAGAGGAACACCGUGUCGCCGGGGUUACCACAGCGACCAGCCAGCGCAGGUGCCAUGUUAGGGGGAGAUCUGGGGAACUCAAACGGAGCGUGUCCAAGUCCAAUUCCUAAUGGUUACAUCAGUGCCAGGGCCUCCCCGGGCCUCCUGUCCGUAUCCAAUGGCAACAGCCUGGGAAAAGUAGUCCCGGCAAAGUCUCCGCCUCCACCCAGCCCUCAGAUGGUCAACAGCCGGAAGCCGGACCUGAGGGUCAUCACUUCACAGAGCGGGAAGAGCCUCAUGCAGCUGAAUGCUCAGCGGCUAGGUAGCUCUCAGGUGACUCAGCCGCUCACAACUCCAGUGGUUUCUGUGGCAACACCCAGCCUCCUGGCUCCCUUUCCCGGCAUGCAGACGGCCUACAACACCGAGUACCAGCUGACGAGUGCGGAUCUCACAGCCCUUCAGACUUUCACACCACCAGGGCUGGUGCCUGGCAACAUGGCCGCCUGGCAGCAGCAACCGGUCGUCUCCCAGCAACAACAACAGCAUCAACAGCAGCAACAGCAACUGACACUGGCAUCACUCAAUAACUUGGUCUUGGCUUCUCAGUCCAACUUUCUCUUGGGCAGAGAGGAUGGCCUCUGCUGGUCAGUGGGCCCUGUACCUCAGAGCACCGCACUCACAGUCAACACAAACCCCAACGUCAACAUCAAAUCAGAACCCGUAUCCCCGAACCGUGACCGCAGCACCCCCAGCUCCACCGGCGGUGCGGGUGCUCAGAUCCAGGGACAAGGUCUGGUGGCGGUGGCCUUCCCCGGCAACCAGGGCCGUUCGCCCGUCGACAGCCUCAGCAGCAACGGCAGCUCCUACGAGGGCAGCGACAGGGACGACGGAGCCCAGGGUCGAGGCGGGGGACAGGACUUCCACCACCAGGCGGGAGGCGGAGCUCAGCAGUCCACCAUGAUCCUCCUGCGGCCAUCUUCAGCUGAGCCUCAGGAGCAGGACGGGACGAGCAUCAAGAGAGUGAGAUUGGAUAACUGGGUGACAUAAAGAAGAGAGGAGAGGAAUGGACACAUGGGAGAAGGAGAUGUGUACUUUGGCUUGUGUACAUGCCCCCACCCCCCUCCACCAGCUCUGAUACCCCCCCCCCCCUCCCCCUUUGAAAACCCACAAAGAAUAAAACAACCAUUGACCCGGUAACUUACUCCUCAUGCAGGAAAUGUAUUCAUGCACAACACAAGCAUGCAAACACACUCAUGUUGCACGUGUGGACACUGAUGCUCAGCUGUACGGCGAUGUGCGUUCAUUUUGUACUUUGAUGUACUCCAAACAUGACCCCCCCCCCCGUGGGUUCAGCCGACGAUCCAGGGAUUACUCAUCAAACAAAUGACCAUGUUGGACUUGAUCCGGCUGCAUUUCUGGUUGGAGCGAACAAGUACGUUUUCAAUCAGGCAAAAAAAAAUUGGACUUUUGAACUAUUUGACAGACAAGAGACAAAACAAACCAGGCUUGGUUACCCAGAAUGCCCUGCAAUUGGUUUGUGAACAGAUCCGACUCUUUCAUUCUCCUCUCUCUUCUCCCUCCCCAGAAGAUUUUGGUCCGCUCUGACAGGUCUUGGCUCUAAAAUUGGAGCCAUGAACGUCCGAAUCCGUCCGCCCGCCACUGUGUCUGGUUCUUCUUUUCUCUGGGCGGUUUUUGAGUCGGAUUUCGCUCUCCUGUCCUGACUGUUCAGACUUUAGAUUAAUUUCACUUUUUGAAUAUAAAGACACUAAAAAGAGAAACUUGCUUCUCUGUCCGGCCGCGCUGGCAGGCAGCUCCAUCAACAGUGAACAUGAAAGCGGACCCUCAGGUCUCUGCCGAAUCAGAACCGUGCAGACUAGCUGUAAGACGAGGAGCAUCAUUUGGUUGACUGCUUUUCUUUGAAUCAGGGAUGAGCUGCGGCAGCUCGGCGACACGUGACAGAGUCUCAUCGCUCGGCCCACACCGUGUCUGAGAAAGCUGCGUGUGUUUGGUGUGUGUGUGUGUGUGUGUCGUUUGUGUAUACGGGUUUGUUACCUCAACUGAUUGUCGUUUCUUUUUAGCAAGUAAUUGGACAAAUGUUCACUAUUGAGUUUCAUCCUUGAACACACAACUGCAAUGCACACAGCGGAAAUUAUUUUUGUGGUAGCUGAUGUUCAAAGUCAGGGGGGGCGGGGGGGGGGGUAUAUAAACAAUCUGUAACCUUUGUGGCUUUUUGUGUGGCAGGGAUUAGGUGUUAUGAAGGUAGAAAUAAAUAGGUCAUAUACAAGUAUAUAUAUUUAAACACCUUUAGAGGGUUGCAAGUGCAACUCUGCAUCUGAGGCUAUAGACUACGGCAAACGACAGGGAUUGUAUAUAUUUAUACAGAUAUAUUAUAUAUUAUAUAUUCGGCAGGAUAUCCCUUAACAUGAGAUUUAAAAAAAAAAAAAGUUGAUUCUCAGUAUAUCGGUCAAUCUUUUAAAAAAAAACAUUUUAUUUAUGCGUGUUCUAGGUGUAAAAUGUGGCUUAGCCAAGAGAUGGCGCUGUACAGGCAGAAAGGAAAGCAGUGGCGACUCGGACUGUUUAUGAGCGAGCAAUGGACUCUGUCUCUGAUGGAGUGCACUUUACAUGAACCCCCCCCACCCGACUCCUUCACACCCGACCGAUGAGCACAGGCUGAACACAGGAGGGUAAGACUGAUACGCCAAAAUAAACUAGGUUUUAUUCAGAUAUGAAUGAGCAUUACUAUGGUCUGCUUUUUUUUUAAAUAUUCUGUUUUAAAACCAAUUAAUUGAAAUAAUCAAGGAGAUAAACAUAGAAGCAAUGCCUCUCUUCAAAAAUUUCUAAAGAAAGAUACAUAAAUAAAUGAAAACAUCAUUUAAAAAUAAACUUUUUUUUUGGUUAAAGCACAUAAUAAUAUUUUGAUUAUUCUUUUUAAUAUACUUGGACCAGUUUUAGUUUCUAAAUAUGUGGUAGUAAGAAUAUCACAGAUUGAAUGCCAGCAUAUAAUAGGAAUUAAACAUAAUUGGUAAAACUUUAUU
This is a messenger RNA of Cyprinodon tularosa, 4264 nucleotides long. RefSeq names its product myocyte enhancer factor 2d (gene mef2d). The record is from RefSeq and is a predicted model, not a curated record. Lineage: Eukaryota; Metazoa; Chordata; Actinopteri; Cyprinodontiformes; Cyprinodontidae. Gene Ontology annotation, molecular function: protein dimerization activity; DNA-binding transcription factor activity, RNA polymerase II-specific; RNA polymerase II cis-regulatory region sequence-specific DNA binding. Gene Ontology annotation, biological process: cell differentiation; positive regulation of transcription by RNA polymerase II.